Mesocricetus auratus (golden hamster) is the source of this 1361-nucleotide messenger RNA. RefSeq names its product mas-related G-protein coupled receptor member A. Bases 112 to 1125 code for a protein of 337 amino acids. The record is from RefSeq and is a predicted model, not a curated record. Gene Ontology annotation, biological process: G protein-coupled receptor signaling pathway. NCBI's taxonomy places the organism in Eukaryota, Metazoa, Chordata, Mammalia, Rodentia, Cricetidae. Gene Ontology annotation, cellular component: membrane. The transcript has 2 exons. Gene Ontology annotation, molecular function: G protein-coupled receptor activity.
AACUUUACUUCCUUCCAGCUUUUAAAUGCACUUCUCCAGAGCAGAGAAGUAUCCUCUAGUGACUGUUAUCUUCCCUUCUACACAGCCAGCUUGCCACAUCCAGCAAGAAGGAUGGGGGAAAGCACCGGUGCAGGGUUUCUGAGCCCAAACACCUCAACCUCCUGGAUGGCAGUCACAACAAAUCCAAUGGACAAAACUGUGCCUGGAAGUUUCAACAGCAGGACCCUGGUCCCAAACUUGAUGAUCGUCAUCUCAGGACUGGUUGGGAUGACAGGAAACGCCAUCGUGUUCUGGCUCCUGGGUUUCCGCUUGCGCAGGAACGCCUUCUCCGUCUACAUCCUAAACCUGGCCGUGGCCGACUUCCUCUUCCUCCUCUGUCACAUCAUAGACUCCACGCUGCUUCUCCUCAAGUUUUCCUAUCCCGACAUUAUCUUCCUCCCGUGCUUUAACACCGUCAUGAUGGUUCCCUACAUCUCAGGCCUGAGCAUGCUCAGUGCCAUCAGCACCGAGCGCUGCCUGUCGGUCCUGUGCCCCAUCUGGUAUCGCUGCCGCCGCCCAAAACACACAUCCAGUGUCGUGUGCGCUGCGAUCUGGGUCCUGUCGAUAUUGAUUAGCAUUCUGAACCGGUAUUUCUGUGGCUUCUUAGAUGCCAAAUACGAAAAUGACGAGCGGUGUCUGGUAUCAAACUUCUUCACCGCCGCGUGCCUGAUAUUUUUGUUUGUGGUCCUCUGUCUGUCCAGCCUAGCCCUGCUGGCUAGGCUGUUCUGCGGCGCUGGUCGGAUAAAGCUCAGCAGAUUGUAUGCAACCAUCAUGCUCACGGUGCUGGUUUUUCUCCUCUGCGGCUUGCCCUUUGGUAUCCACUGGUUCCUGUUAAUCUGGAUUAAGAUUGAUUACGGUGCGGUUGCUUACGGUCUUUAUCUGGCAUCACUCGUCCUGACUGCUGUUAACAGCUGUGCCAACCCCAUCAUUUACUUCUUCGUGGGCUCCUUCAGACAGCAGCUGAAGCACCAGACCCUCAAAAUGGUUCUCCAGAGGGCUCUACAGGACGCUCCCGAGACGGGUGAAAACGGAAGCAGUGUCCCUCAGGACACAACAGAGAUGUCAAGCAGCAGAGCGGAGCAGUGACAAGAGCCUCCACCUGGACCUCAGAGGUGACUUCGGAGUGAUCGCUGCUCUGCGGUGCUUGACAGCUAGCUGUCUGCUCUCCUCUCAGUCCUGUGACCCGACAUGCCUCAGUGGGUUCACCAACCUCUCCAGCAGAUCGCCAUUGACUUAGUUUUCCUACUUUUCCUGAGUAAAAGAAUUUAUCUGAAAAUAUCGUGUCUUCAUCCUUCUUGGCAUCAAUAAAAUCCUCAUGCUAA